GAGGCGCGCGGAGCCCGCCGGCCCCGCCGCAGUCCCGCUCCGGCGUGGUAAGGCCGAGUGCGGGCGGGGCCGGGCCGGGCCGGGGGUGCCGGAGCGCGCCGCGUUCUCACCCUCUCCCCGUCUCUCGCAGCCCCUCUCCGGAGCAGCCGCUCACCGGGUACCGGGACCCCGCCGCCUCCAGCCCCGCGCCGCCGGCAUGAAGCGCCCGGCGCCGGGCAGCCGCCGCUGAGGAGCAGCGGGACAACCCCCCCCCCCCCCCUCCUCCCCUCCUUACCCCACAGCCGGCACCCUCCCUGCCGCACCCCCUCAACAGCCACCAGCUCCAUGGGGCAGCGCCGCGGCCGCUGAGCCCCGCGCCGCCCGCCCGCCUCGCCCCGCCAUGGGGCCGCGGCACCUGCUGCUGCCGCUGCUCCUGCUGCUGUCCCUGCAGCUCCUGGCCCUGCUGCUGGCCGCGCAGGCGGCCGGGCCCCCCCGCGCCAAGGGCAACCGGACCCAGGGGGCGGCGGCGCCGCGGCGGACCCCGAAGCCGGGCAAGGAGCUGCUGAACCAGACACUGGCGGGUCCCGGGGCUGCGGCCCCGACGGCGCUGCCCGGCCGCGGCAAGGGCGCGGGGAGCGGCAGGACGCCCUCCGGCGGCGGGGGAGGCGGCGGGGGCUCGGCCCCGGCGUACGAGACGUGCUGGGGGUACUACGACGUGAGCGGGCAGUGGGACAAGGAGUUCGAGUGCAACAACAGCCUCACGGGCUUCCGCUACUGCUGCGGCACCUGCUUCUACCGCUUCUGCUGCAACAAGCGCGCCGAGAAGCUCGACCAGAGCCUGUGCCGCAACUACAAGAGCCCCGAGUGGGCCCACCCCACCACCGCCAGCGGCGUGCUGCCUGCCGACGGCAGCGACGGCGCCGAUGGGGACGCCAACAAAUACGACCCGGACAAGGACAGCACCAACGCCACCGUCUACAUCUCGUGCGGGGCCAUCGCCUUCGUGCUCAUCGCCGGCGUCUUCGCCAAGGUGGCCUACGACAAGGCACGGCGUCCGCCCCGAGAGAUGAACAUACACAGGGCUCUGGCUGACAUCUUAAGGCAGCAGGGACCAAUCCCAAUAGCACACUGUGAAAGAGAGACUAUCUCGGCCAUAGAUACCUCCCCCAAAGAAAACACCCCAGUCAGGACAUCCUCCAAAAACCAUUACACCCCCGUGCGCACCUCCAAGAGUAACCCAGGUCCCUAUGGAAAGGAUAUUUAUCGAAGUGGAGGGCCAGAUCUCCAUAAUUUCAUCUCCUCCGGGUUUGUCACAUUAGGAAGAGGACACACGAAGGAUGACCAAGAGCAAAAUUAUAAUCACCUGAUUCUAAACAGUGCCACCCAGACACCUACACAUGACAAGCCACGAAUGAACAACAUCCUUACUUCUGCCACCGAGCCCUAUGACCUCUCCUUCUCCCGGUCCUUCCAGAACCUCUCUCACCUCCCACCAUCCUAUGAGUCUGCCGUCAAGACAAACCCAAGUAAAUAUUCUUCUCUGAAGAGACUAACUGACAAAGAGGCUGAUGAGUACUACAUGAGGAGGAGACACUUGCCAGACCUGGCAGCCCGGGGCACGCUCCCUAUCAACGUCAUCAAAAUGUCUCAACAGACCAACCAGAGGGACAGGCCCCGCCGUCCCAUCAGGGCCAUGUCCCAGGACAGAGUGCUGUCCCCUGAGAGGAUCAUGCCCGAGGAGUUUAGCAUGUCCUAUGAACGGAUCCUCUCAGAUGAGCAGCUCCUGUCCGCGGAACGCCUCCACUCCCAAGACCCGCUGCUCUCCCCGGAGCGGUCGGGGUACCCUGAGCAGUCUAUGUCACGGGCACUGUCACACACAGACGUCUUUGUAUCAACACCCGUCUUGGAUCGCUACAGGAUGACAAAAAUGCACUCCCAUCCUAGUGCCUCAAAUAACUUGUACAAUACCUUAGGUAUGAACCCGACCUCCGCCAAGCGCCAAGCAUUUGCCUCCCGACGGCACAACACGGUAGAACAACUGCAUUAUAUUCCAGGACACCACCAUCACUACCGCACAGCGAGCAAAACAGAGGUGACUGUUUGAUAGGACCUCGUGCAUUGUAGAUACUCAUUAAGGACUGGGGUGGCACAGCACCCCAGACUGCAGUGGCCUUAUAGGCCAAGAUAACCUCUAAUAACUCAGUGUCUGAAAAGACUUCUCUGACAGUCCCAUCCACGUCGUUGUUUUUAAAGCCACCCCUUCAUCGGUGAUGACAUAAGAAGAACCCAAGCAAGCAAGCAGAUGGUAGUGAGAGAUAAUAGGGGAAAUUUAUUGAUGUGCAUCAGUUUCUGUCAAAGAAAGCCAUAGCAGUCAAUGGCUCCUUCUAAGGGCUCACCUGCAUUAUCUCAUUGUCCUUAUGAAUUUAGGACUUUUCAGUUGCUACAGGUAGAAGCAGUCUCAUGCAGCCCAAGACAGGGAGGAGGAAAAGCAGCACCCAGUUCUGGCAGGAAGGACUACUGCUCUUGGUCUGCAUGCCAGCCCUCAUGUCUGGCCUUUCUGUAGCAAGAAGGUAAGCUUCUGGCUGCUGGGGAUCACCUCCAGACUGCUCACUAUCAGUCAGAACCCGUACAUCUGUUUUCCAUCACCCUUGGAGUGAAUUCAAGGGCAGACUUUCCUAGGGGACUGGCAGAUCUAGGGACAAGAAUAGCCUGGCUGAGAAAUAAAGGUUUAGUUUAUAUUAAAUAUAUUCAUAAGAUAAAAACAUACUAGUGCCUACAAAUCGCCUGCUCUCUCAGUGUAGGAAGUAGUGGGGUUGAUGUGUUCAAUAAGCACAAAUAUGCUGAAAUGCUUGUUAGACCCUUUCCCCACUCAUUCUAGUAUCUUGGUGUCUCCAACAUGUAAAUAGGAAGGAGGAAGAGGGUUUCUCUUCCUUCAGCUUCUUGCCACUGCUGAACCUAAAGCACCAGAAUUCGUCCAGCUUCGCACUGCUGACCUGUGCUGGGGGAAGUCCUGACUCCACUGAGACCCCUGCAAGGCCAAGGCUACCACACACUCACUGAGCCUGUUUAUUUUCCUGAAAGCAUCUUCCACUGGCCCAGUUCCCCCAUUUCUGAACAAACGUUCUCUCAGUUACAUCUAGAACUCCAUAUGUAGCAGAUCUUUUUCUAGCCCUUAGCAGAAGCACAAAGCUGAGGGUGUCUCGCCUACAGAAAAAGAGGUCGGUUAUUUUCCAGUAUCUUCUCUCCAUCUGCAAGAAAACCUUCCAAAUUCCAAAUCCACUCAGUACCAAUCCUAACCAUGAAGACAGUUACAUUUCAUGCAUAGAAAUUAUAUAUCCAGCAUAAUUAUAAUAAGUGGGCAUGUUGUAUAUCUGAUUGAUGCUAAUUAGAUACUGUAUAUUUGUAACAUCUGUAAAACAUAGACUCGUGGGUCCAGAAUUUGUGAGGGUUUUAUCUGUGGUUUUCAAGCCAGAUUGGGCUUUGCUUUGGUUUCUGUUGGUUUCUUUUGGUUUGGGUUGGGUUUUUUUCCUUGUAUUUGUGCUCCUAUCAAAUUCUGUAGAACUAACUCACACUAGAGCAUACUUCUGUGGCCAGGAAAGGGUCUCAGAGGUCUUGAAGGCUACCCAGACCCAGUGCUGUAACUGUUAGUUCUGGACUCGCUGUCCUUGGUGUGCAUUCAAAGCCCCACCACAUGCACACACCCAUGCUGCUAAUCCCAAUGAGAGGCAUGCUUGUCCUCCAGCUGAAAUGACAACUGACUGCAGGCUGUAAACACAUUCCCAUCCAGUAUUUCUCUCUUCAUGCCCUACAUUCCCACACUGACCCUUUUCCUACAUGGCUUUUUACUUCAUUUAAAUUAGGUCUGCCCUUCUCCCUCCCCUCAAAUACCUCCCACCUCCUGGCCUUAAUGAUGUUCCCAGCUCAACACAUCAUUGCUGUAGCGUAUAAUGACUGUAGGUUGUUGUGAGCUUGAGUCUUCUGUGGAGGCUUAUGAUACAGCACCAGGUUUAUCUGGUGCAGGGUAGGCAGGGAGAGCAUGCCAUCUUCCCCUGGUGGGAUUUAGAGGUAGGAGGCCUCAGUGGGGUGGCCAUGUGGCCUUUCCCAUUCCCAGACUCUUCGUUCUUGGGCUUUCUUCUGCCUCGCCUGAUGGAGACUGUUCAGAAAGGACUCCGGCUGUCACACGUCCUGGGGCUUUGUUUGGCGGAAACUGAGCUGGGAAGGAAUGAAUAAGAGUCUCCACGGUUCAGGUGGUCAUUACCAUGCAGCCUUGGGCAAAAUCAAUCUGGCAACCACCAGAAUAGUCUAUCGAUCAGAGUGGCAGUGCAUGGCACGGGAGGGAUAAGAGAAAAAAGGCUCACAGCUCAUCUCCUUCCCUUGAUGGACACUUCCUCCCCUGACUACCUCCAAGCUCCUCAGUUCACUCGCUGGUUACUUCUUCACAGAAGGCAAUCCCUGUGAAAGCAUUGCACUUGCUGACCUUCCCACAGACCGGAGCUUGUGCCUCUUGAAGAGAAGAGAAUCACACAUGGCUCAUGGGGAGGCAACCCCCGCUGAGGUUCUGGGGCUCUUCCAUCCUCUCAUGGCCCAAGCAAAGCCAGGAUCUUCCGCCCUGCAAGCAGGGAGAUGUGAACACUGUGGGAGAGGGGAGGCGAUCCUAGAAUCUCCAGGAGUUAAGAUGGAAGAGUCGGAGGAGCAAAGGUGACCAUGUGAGGCUGCGGGUAGGUGAACUCUCCUCUCUAUCCAUUUCCGUAGCUGUGUGUCUCAAGCUCUAGUCUUUGUUCAAAUGUUCUGUUCAUGAACAUAAGAAACUGCUGGACCAGAUGCCAAUAUGGACACGUUUCACUCAAGUAGCUCAUGCUGUGCUGUGCUCCAGCCCAUUUGACCUCAGAGCCUUCUCUUAUUCUGACCAAGGCCCUCUUCUAACUUGUCCUACCUGGGCAGCAAUCCUCCAAAGAAAACGUAGCCCGUUUCCUCAUCUUUUCUAUCAGCUCAACAGUUUCAAGCAGAUGUGCCCCACGAGAACCAUCAAAAAGACUUUCUAGGCCAAAUCUCUUCAGGGACUCUGCCACCACCACAGAAAAUUUUCAGCAAAUUUCUUUGGGAAGGCACCAUGAUCACAAUUUGUUCCUGUGCACCAUGUCUUCCCAUGGCUUGCUGUGUGUGCUGGAAUGCGUUGAUAGCUACAGCACUGACAUUGCAGCACACUGAGGUGUUCUUAUGUCAUUUGUUACCUUAUUCUGUGUUCUGAGAGUUUGUCACUGAAAGGACACUUGGUUCAGGACUGGGUGUCAUGAUCCACAGGCUGGUCCAAAGCACUUCGGUUCCCCAUGGUCAACAUGUGUGAUAAUGGUAACGCUUCCCUAUUCUGCAGAGGCAUUAUGAGGGUUCAUACCAUAAUGUUGAUGAAGUGCUUUGAGACCCUCCCACAACAGAUACUGUAGAGCAGCAAAGCAUUUUUAUUAACAUUGUUUGUCACCAUUAUCCUGCCACAUCACGUCUGAUGUGUUGCAAGCCAGUGUCUGUCCAGAAUGAGAGUGCUGGGGUAGGGGGAUGCAGUUGCCCACAUUUCCUAUUGCUCUCCUUCUGGUCAGGGUCCCUCACAGGCAAGCAGCUCUGAGGGAUGCUGUGACCUGCACUUGGACCUUUCUGUUUUCUUCUCCUCAUGUCUGAGUCACCUUAAUGUUCGGCACUCAGGAGAAAAGCAGGAAGCAGUCACUCUCCUCUGUACAGUAAAAUAUCAUCUGCCUUGAUUCACCUAAUAUACUCUGAAGAAUUGAUCUGUCUUUUUCUCCAACCCCCAGGUGGAAACACACAUCUGUGGAGUGUCCAGUUCCCAGAGUGCAUGUGCAGGGACUGGGGGAGGGUGAUGUGGAAAACUUUAUAUCACUUCCUACAAACUGAUAAUGGUUUGCAUUCCCCAAGCAGCAACACGUAAGAGUGAGCUGCACUGAUUUUGUACAACUCUCCUUGAUAGAGCUACACGUAUGUAUAUGUAUAUACACACAAACACAUGCAUAUACAUACAUACUGUAAAUGCAGUCAUUAAGCUCUGACUGACCCUGUACCAGUCUAAGCUUCCAAACUAUGUUGAAUCCUUCUUUGAAAUGUGAAAAACUAUUUGUAAUGAACCACACAGAGCACCACAUGGAAUGGAAAUUUUGUCAUAAAAGUCUUCUAAUGCCACUGAAUUGUGUUUUAAGGAAAAAACAAAAUAUUUUUCAAUGUUUUAAUGUUCCUUUUAUAAAUGAGGAUCUGUUACUUGGGGGUGGGGGGGUGUGUGGGUGGGAAGAAACAGGGACAGUUACCCGGGAGUAAGCCCUCCUUUCCUGGCCUAGAUUUCAUUUCUGUCUACUGUUCUGCUAGCCUGGCUAACUGCAAAGCUGGUCCCAUGAGCCUGGGCUUCCCUCAUGCAUAUUUCUGUUGAGAAGCAUUCCCACCAGGAAUCCGCAAGGCCUUGGCAUCAAGCUUUUAUAAGGGAUGGGUAGUUCCCGGUAGCUGGGAAGAUGUCUCCAUCUUCUUCCACCACAAUAAACUUAACUAUCAUGAGAGAGGGUGACUCCAAUUGUAUUUGAAAUAAAUGUUCGGAUUUGCAAUCAAUUUGCCAUUCUUCAGUUUAUGUGAUGGAGAAAAAGAUCAUCUUAGUUUUCUUUCAGAUUUAGUGCUUAUCCUGGAAGGAGGGACUCCGCUGAAAUACACUUAACAAACACAUUUCAUGUGCAAGUGUGUUUCAGACGAGUGAAAAGCUGGUGGGGGAAAUACGUGAGAUGGGGGUUAAAUAUUUUGAUAAACAGUGUUGUUAGCAAUAAGCCUGUGUGGGGGCUGCUUCUUAGAGAACAGCCACUUCUGUGUUGUAUGUCCCUAAGUGGAUGGUCGAAGGUCUCGAUCCCAGCCUCUCUUAGCUGGUUCAAGGUGCCCAAAUCCAGCUGGGAAGACCAACCUACGCUUCACCCGCUGGCUGCCCGGGGCGAGGGGAGAGUUGGACAAUCCCGUUCCAGCACGUCAGUGUACAUCUGGAAUAGGUCUCUGCUCCCAGCAACGCGCGAAGAGGCGUCCCGUGGCUCCAGCAGGAGGUCGCCAUCCCCACCAGCUCCGCUGCAGGCGGACGUGCGUCGCUGCCCGUGUGCUCCGCGAUGGCUCCUGACCUUCUGUCUGCAAACCCCUCCGACGUUUUUGUAGCAAGAAUUUCUUGGCUCUGAGAAAGACACUUCUUACUGUAGGCUUUUUAGUUUGGGGGACAGUAUUUCCUAAGAGGGGGUAAGUGGAUAUUUUUGUGCUUUAGCCCGGUUUAUGGAUUCCAUGUUUAUUAUACCGUAGUACUGAAGAGGAAGUACAUUUGUAUCUGUAACUUUGCACAGACUCUUGGUUGACCAUUAAACAAGCUUCAAGAUGAGCAGUAUUUGACUGUUUUUCUCUGUAUUAUUCUCGUUGUUAUACUUACCUGUAAAAGCACAUUCUGUAUGUACUGUAAACAAAAAUAUUAUCAGUUUAGUAAAAUUUAGAGUCUUAAGGAUUUUUCCACUUUUGUCAGUAACAAAUAUUUAUGGAUUAAAAAAUAAAGGCAAUUUCAACAUAUAAA
This is a messenger RNA of Pezoporus occidentalis (night parrot), 7555 nucleotides long. It is a transcript of the gene SHISA6, whose product is annotated as shisa family member 6. The record is from RefSeq and is a predicted model, not a curated record. Gene Ontology annotation, cellular component: postsynaptic membrane; dendritic spine membrane; postsynaptic density. The transcript has 6 exons. Gene Ontology annotation, biological process: regulation of short-term neuronal synaptic plasticity; regulation of AMPA receptor activity. NCBI's taxonomy places the organism in Eukaryota, Metazoa, Chordata, Aves, Psittaciformes, Psittacidae. The coding region runs from base 380 to 2083 and encodes 567 amino acids.